GGCUGGCUGGCAGACAGACAACUUCCGGUUCCGGCAGGGAGAGCGGGCGCGGGAUAUUUGAAGUUCUGCUCGGAUCGCGGCGGAAUACUCUCAGAGAACGCGCGGAUUUAACGCGGGGAAGGCGGCCUGGGGAGACGCAGUGCCGAUACACAGGAGAGCAGGGAGGCUGCCGUGUACCCCCCCAUUACUGUCCGGUGACAGGGCGUGCGGCCAUAUCUCUGUCUGUCUCUCCGUGUGAUCCUAGUAAUGGGCCUCCCGCCUGCAGCAGUCACCGUGUGUGUCCUGUGAGACGGGCAUGGUCUGAGCCGCCAUCAGGAGGUUAUCUGAAAGCUGCCGAGUAAGACCUGGCCAUGUCUGCCCCGAGACAGCGAACCAGGGGCUCUGACACCCAGCCACAAACAUGUAUAACUUCACCACUAAAGAGAAGAUCUCAUAGAAAGCUAUCUAGCAGUAAUGCUCCAGAGAUUACUUCUCCAUUAAACAGCAGCUUGCAGAGAAAAGUAUCCAAUGUCAAUGCUCCAGAGAUGACCUCUACAUUAAACAAAAGCUGCAAUAGAAAGUUAUCUAACUGCAUUGCUUCAGAGACGACUUCUCCAUUAAACAUAAGCUCCCAGAGAAAGUCAUCCCGCACCAGUGCUUCAGAGAAGACUUCUCAAUUAAACAGAAGCUCCCAGAGAAAGUCAUCCAGCACCAGUGUUUUAGAGAAUACUUCUCCAAUAAACAGAAGCUCUCAGAGAAAGUCAUCCACCAGCAAUGGUCCAGAGAUGACUUCUCCAUUAAAGAGAACCUUGCAUGGGAAUUUAUCCAGUGGCAACAGUCCAAAAAGGACUUCUCCACCAGUCAGACGAUCACAGGAGAAGUUAUCAAGUAACCAUCACCCUCAGGAGAACCUUACAUCAAAGAAAAUAUCCCAGAAUGUGUUCUCAGUCAACACCACUUCAGACAGUUUGAUGCCUGUGCCUAUAUUCAGACGACCAAUCACAGCCAAGAAAAUAAUGCCCAGGAAGACUCUGCCUGCCAUUGCUGCCUUUGUACCUGUGUCCACUCCCAAGGUUAUAACUGCUACAGCUACUUUAAGGAGAAGUUCAAGGGUUUCACCACAAUUCGGGAAAGAAAACUCAUUUGUCAAGCCUCCGGUGCUUUCCAAAAGUGUGACAGAACAAUCCCCCUCCAAGCUGGACAUACUCUCUCCAAUCCCACUCAACAUUUCACUAUCCCCUAUGAAAGAUGACCGAGACAAGUUAAUGUCUCAGAAGGUGCGACGUUCCUACAGCCGCUUGGAUAUGUCUUUGAAUGGCAGCUCAUUCCUAUACAGUCCCACAAGAAAUUCUUCUUCUGAUAGUUCCACACCAAACUCGGCAGCAAAAUCUGGACGCCGGUCUCUCUUUGGGUUUAAUACACUUUUGAGUUCUGAGACACCAGAAGAAGACUUGGGAAAAACCACAAAAAGAGACUCUGGGGAUAACAGAAACACAUUCAAUAAGAGCACAGGAGUGAGCAUAUCUGUUGAAGAGCCAGAUCACAAUAUUCCUGGAGUGGUCCUUGUUAAACAGAAAAGAAGAAAACGUAAAAUUCCACUGAUAGAGAAAUCUGACCUGGAUGAAUGGGCUGCUGUCAUGAACGCCGAAUUUGACGAAGCAGAAAAAUUUGACCUCUUUGUGGAAUAAAAGGCUUAUCCCCAAUAUUGGUUCACUGACUGAGAAUACACAUAUGUACUUGAUCUACAUGUGAUGUGUAGCCGUUCCUUUAUUUCCCUUCUCUUUUUUUGUAUAUGGUUUUGAUGUUGUGGGAAGCAUUUUAUACAGGAUUCAGCUUAUAGAAGUAUUUCUUCAUCUUUUCAGUAGGCAAACAAAAUUUUGUUUGACAAUACAUGUGUUGAUAAAACGAG
Messenger RNA from Pelobates fuscus (common spadefoot toad), 1888 nucleotides. It is a transcript of the gene CDCA5, whose product is annotated as cell division cycle associated 5. Gene Ontology annotation, cellular component: nucleus. The transcript has 7 exons. Gene Ontology annotation, biological process: double-strand break repair; mitotic metaphase chromosome alignment; positive regulation of exit from mitosis. NCBI's taxonomy places the organism in Eukaryota, Metazoa, Chordata, Amphibia, Anura, Pelobatidae. The record is from RefSeq and is a predicted model, not a curated record. Bases 351 to 1667 code for a protein of 438 amino acids.